AUGGAGCUGACUAUGGAUAUGCUAGCUCAGCUGAUGACUAGGGUAGUGCAGGAUAGGAUGCCUGGGCGUCAGGGAGAAGGAAAAACUAUAGAGAGAGCAAGAAAAUUAAGGGCAACAGACUUUGAGGGGACGAGAGAUCCCACAGAUGCUUACUCUUGGAUGGAUCAAUUAGAGCAAGUAUUUGGGAUGAUGGAGUGCACAGAUGACCAAAAACUACGGUUUGCUACCUUUCUACUUAAAGGCAGGGCUCAUCAUUGGUGGAGAUCGGUACAACUUAGAUAUGGGGAUCCGACAACAAUUACUUGGGCCAAUUUUCUCCAGGAUUUCUUCGAUCAUUAUUUUCCUGUGGUGUAUCAGGACGCUAAGCAGAGUGAGUUUCUCAGACUAACACAAGGAAAUAUGUCAGUGGAGGAAUAUUUGAUUAAGUUUAUUGAGUUAUCACGUUUUGCCCAACUUAUAGUCGGAAAUGAGAGAGCAAAAUGUAGGAGAUUUGAGGAGGGCCUCAGAGAGAUAGCUAUGAGAACUGAGAGUAAUUUGGGAGAGUUUGAUAAGAGAGAGCCACGAAGACCGAAACGUAGUAACCGUGAGUGGACAGUUGGCGGCCCUAGUAAUAGAAAUUAG
Pistacia vera is the source of this 621-nucleotide messenger RNA. RefSeq lists its product as uncharacterized. The record is from RefSeq and is a predicted model, not a curated record. Lineage: Eukaryota; Viridiplantae; Streptophyta; Magnoliopsida; Sapindales; Anacardiaceae. The transcript has 2 exons. The coding region runs from base 1 to 621 and encodes 206 amino acids.